Achroia grisella is the source of this 2807-nucleotide messenger RNA. RefSeq names its product protein SPT2 homolog. The transcript is spliced from 8 exons. Gene Ontology annotation, cellular component: nucleolus. The record is from RefSeq and is a predicted model, not a curated record. Bases 134 to 2188 code for a protein of 684 amino acids. Gene Ontology annotation, molecular function: histone binding; DNA binding. NCBI's taxonomy places the organism in Eukaryota, Metazoa, Arthropoda, Insecta, Lepidoptera, Pyralidae. Gene Ontology annotation, biological process: nucleosome assembly; regulation of DNA-templated transcription.
AAAAUGGUGGGAUUGUGUGUUGAACUUAAUUCUGACACGUAUUUUCGUGAAAAUCGUAAAUAGUUUUUAUAAUUUAAAUGAUGUUUACAAUUGAAUAAUACUGUUUAAAUAGUAGUCUCUCGGGUGGCUAAAAAUGGAAUUUCGGGAGACAUUAUUAGCUGCUCAACGAAAUCAACAACAAAAGUCAUCUGGAAAUCUAUAUUAUAAAGCACGAUUUGAUCCUCCAAAAAAAGAGCAAAAACAAAGAGAUAGGUUGUCAGCUAAUAUACAGAAGUUCUUAGCAAAGAAAGAUGAAGAAGAAAGACAAAAAAAAUUGGAUGCUGAAAGGAAAAGGCAAGAGUUGCUGGCUAUGCGUGACCCCAAAGCUCUGCGAAAAAUCCAAAAGACUUUGAAAGUUAUAAAGUCAGCCAACAAAUCGGUAAUUGAAGAUGCAGUGGACCGAGACAACACAGCUAUAACACGGGAUGGUCCGGAUCAGCCUGAUCAAGACGACUAUGGCUAUGAAUCUCAGGAAGCGGCUGCACUUUAUCAGAAGAUGAUGCAGAAGUAUAGUAAAAUACCUGAGGAGCCAAAAUUUCCUGUCUCAAAUUCCACAGUAAAGAAGGAUUUAAAUGGCACUAGAGAAAGGGUGAAGCAUGCAUUGCAACAUGAAGAUGAGCCAGUUCCUCACAAACGAAGGCGAAAAGGGGAUGGGGAACGAGAUACAAGUCCUUCUUCAAAAUAUGAGCCAGAAAAAAAGAAAGAAGAUCAAAAACCUGAGAAACCGAAAAUACGGAAAGUAGCACCCCCACCUAUGGACUUUAAUCAAUUGCUCAAGCUUGCUGAACAGAAAAAAUGUGUACCUGUAGAUGUAGCAGGAAAGAAGCAAACAACAGAACAGGAAGCAGAUAGGUUGAUGACCAAAAAGCAGAAAAAAGAGUAUGAAGAGGAAUUAGCGCGACGGCAACGAAGGCAAGAACGAUUAGAAGCUGAAAAAGCUGCUUCAAGGAAAGGACCAAGAGAAGAGAAGCCACCUGAAAGAAAACCUGAACCCAGUUUUGGACGCAUUCCAAAACUGGGUGAUAAAAGUAAAAAGGAUAGCUUAAAGGUUGAUAGGGAGAGACAAGAAGAAAGAGAAAGAGACAGAGUUGAAAAACUACAGAGAGAAAAGGAUAGGAUCAAAGUAGAAAAAGAGAAAAUUGAAAGGGAACGAUUAGACAGAGAGAGAUUAGACAAGUUGAAAGCAGAAAGAGAUAGGAUAGAUAGAGAAAUGGAUCGGCUUAACCGAGAUCGGGAUAGGCUGGAUAAAACAAGAUUAAAAUUGGAAAAUAAUAAAACAAUAGAAAAGACUAGUAAACCUGUAGAGAAAGCGAUAGAUCGAUCAAAAUUAUUUUCUAAAGAACACGGCGGUAGAGAAGAUGCAAAGAAAAAUAUUGAUUUAAAAAGUCAAAACACAUAUAGGAUAGACAAAAACACUAAUGACAAAAAAUCCAUUAUUCCAAACAAAAGUAAUAAUGGUAAAUAUUUGAAUGGACAUAGCUCACAAAGUAAACCAAUGACAAAACUAAACAGGGAACAAAUACAAGUAAGAAAUGAUGCUAGGGACAAAGCUAUGGUGGCAAAACAGAAAACAUUAUAUAGCGAUGGAUCUCUUAAACUAAAUGGUAAGGUUGAUAAUGGCAAACGUCUUCCAGAAAGUAGUAAGGGAAUGCCUCUUAAGAGACCGGAUGAUAGAAACAUUCAAAAUAGUAACAAAUCUCAAGCUGGCAGCAGUAAACCCAAAUUAACAAGUACAUUUGAUUUUGACAAACAUGUCAAUUCCCUUAAAAAGAAUGGAAAUAUUGAUGGUGGUCGUCAAUUCCCACCAGGUGAUGUCAGAAGAAAAAUGGAUGAUAUAAGAAGAAAACAAAAACUUCGUACGGUUCAAUCAGACUCUGAAUAUGAUUCUGAAAUGGACGAUUUCAUAGAUGAUGGCGAGGAAAACAUGGAUUAUUCAAGACAUAUUAAAGAGAUAUUUGGUUAUGAUAAAUCAAAAUAUCGAGACAUGGAUGAUGAUGACGAUCCAAUGAUGGAGUCAAGUUUUGCGAGACAGCAACGUGAGGAGUAUAUCAGUAAAAAAAUCGGUAUAAUGGAAGAUUUAGAAGACAUGAAAUUAGAAGCAAUGGAGAAGAAGAAAAAAAAGAAGACAAGGCGGAUAAGCGACGAUUGAUCAAUAUAUAUAUUUUUUGUACUCCCUCAGGGUUAGUGCCUUCCCACUCGGCUCGUAGUGUACCCAUAAUUAUAUGGAAUGUAAAUGGUAAGAGAUAAUCACAAUCUUCAUCUAAACGCACUUUGUUUAACGUACUUUACGAGUCGUGUGCGAGGGCACUUAUUAAUUGCAAGUUGAUCGCAAGAUUGUAUCUAUAAUGUAUAUACAUGAAAUAUAUUUAUAUGAACAUAUACAGUUGUGUCAGAAUUGCUUAUAGAUUUCAUAUGCGAUUUCAGUAAAGUGAGUAAAAUGACUUUAUACAAUUUUGGUGUUAUUUAGUUCACUAAUUAUAAUUUUUGUUUUCAGUUAUUAUUAGUGUAUUCAUGACGAAUUAUUGCAAUUAAUAAUUGUCUAGUAUAACUAUAAAGAGUAACCAUUUCUUACAUUUUCACUUAAUAAGGGUUUAAUAUUUAGAUUAGUCAAGAUCAAUUUAUUAAUAGACAUAUUUACAAAUUUUGCUAUCUACUUUUGCUAUAAAUGACAAUUUAUAUAUUCAACAUAGUAUAGUUGAAUCAUUAGUAACCAUAUAAUGAUAAUUGUUAAUUAGAUGAUACCAAUGAAAUUGUGUGACUUAAACAAA